CCUCACUCCAUUUCGCUUACUGUUCGUUGCGAGCAGACCCCAACGAAGGUCGGCCAAUACCUGCCUCAUCCCUUCGAUCUAGGAGCCCUUCAUCUUCGUUUCGGUGCCGGGAGAGGAUUCCGAUUGGCGCUCUCCUCAUCAACCUCUUCCCACAACUUAUUUUCUUUUCUCUGCUUCAAAAAUGCCUCACAGACUUGAAAUCAAGAGAAAAGUCGCACAAAGAUCUGAAAGAGUAAAAUCUGUUGAUCUACAUCCAACUGAACCAUGGAUUCUUGCAAGUCUUUAUUCAGGAACUUUAUGCAUCUGGAAUUACCAGGCUCAGACUAUGUCAAAAUCUUUUGAGGUCACUGAUUUGCCAGUUCGGUCAGCAAAAUUUAUAGCGCGGAAGCAGUGGGUUGUUGCUGGAGCUGAUGACAUGUUUAUCCGUGUGUACAAUUACAAUACCAUGGAUAAAAUUAAAGUUUUUGAGGCACAUACAGAUUACAUUAGAUGCGUGGCUGUCCAUCCAACGCUUCCAUAUGUGUUGUCAUCAUCCGAUGACAUGCUUAUAAAGCUUUGGGAUUGGGAUAAGGGGUGGAUGUGUACUCAGAUUUUUGAGGGGCAUUCUCACUAUGUGAUGCAAGUGGCUUUUAAUCCAAAAGACACCAACACUUUUGCAAGUGCAUCUCUUGAUCGCACUAUAAAGAUUUGGAAUCUUGGAUCCCCUGAUCCAAAUUUUACUUUGGAUGCUCACACGAAAGGGGUAAAUUGUGUUGAUUAUUUCACUGGUGGUGAUAAGCCAUAUUUAAUCACAGGUUCCGAUGAUCACACUGCUAAGGUGUGGGAUUACCAAACCAAAAGCUGUGUACAGACACUUGAAGGGCACACACACAAUGUUUCUGCUGUUUGUUUCCAUCCUGAACUUCCCAUAAUAAUCACUGGAUCUGAGGAUGGGACUGUUCGAAUUUGGCAUGCCACCACAUAUAGGCCUGAAAACACACUCAAUUAUGGACUAGAGCGAGUUUGGGCUGUUGGGUAUAUGAAAGGCUCGCGCCGAGUUGUCAUUGGUUAUGAUGAAGGUACCAUUAUGGUGAAAAUUGGUCGAGAAGAGCCUGUAGCUAGCAUGGAUAGUAGUGGAAAGAUUAUAUGGGCUAAGCAUAAUGAAAUACAGACAGUAAACAUUAAGAGUGUUGGAGCAGAGUACGAGGUUACUGAUGGAGAAAGAUUGCCAUUAGCUGUAAAAGAGCUGGGAACCUGUGACAUGUAUCCACAAAGUUUGAAGCACAAUCCAAAUGGAAGGUUUGUUGUUGUUUGUGGAGAUGGAGAGUAUAUUAUAUAUACAGCACUGGCUUGGAGAAACAGGUCCUUCGGCUCAGCAUUGGAAUUUGUUUGGUCCUCAGAUGGAGAAUAUGCUGUUAGGGAAAGUACAUCACGGAUUAAAAUCUUCAGUAAAACAUUCCAGGAGAAGAAAAAUAUCCGUCCAACUUUCUCUGUUGAACACAUUUAUGGAGGGACUCUGCUGGCGAUGUGCUCAAGUGACUUCAUUUGUUUCUAUGAUUGGGCUGAGUGCAGGUUGAUUCGGCGAAUUGAUGUUAAUGUCAAAAAUGUUUAUUGGGCUGAUAGUGGUGAUUUAGUGGCCAUUGCUAGUGAUUCAUCAUUUUACAUCCUGAAGUACAAUCGUGAUACUGUAUCAUCGUAUUUUGAUAGUGGAAAUCCUAUUGAUGAACAAGGUGUAGAGGAUGCUUUUGAACUCCUCCAUGAAACGAAUGAGCGAGUUCGAACUGGAUUAUGGGUUGGAGAUUGCUUCAUUUACAAUAACUCUUCUCGGCGACUUAACUACUGUGUUGGUGGUGAGAUAACCACCAUGUUUCACUUGGACCGGCCAAUGUACUUGUUGGGAUAUCUUGCCGGUCAGAGUCGGGUUUACCUUAUAGACAAAGAAUUUAACGUUGUGGGAUAUACAUUACUACUUAGCUUGAUUGAGUACAAGACUCUUGUUAUGCGUGGAGACCUAGAACGUGCAAAUGAAGUUUUAUCUUCAAUUCCUCAAGAGCAUCAUAAUAGUGUGGCUCGAUUUUUGGAAUCUCGAGGUAUGCUAGAGGAGGCUCUGGAAGUUGCUACAGAUCCUGACUACAGAUUUGAUCUAUCCAUACAGCUAGGUAGAUUAGAGAUUGCAAAGGCAAUUGCUACAGAAGCACAGAGUGAAACCAAGUGGAAACAGCUGGGAGAAUUAGCUAUGUCCACUGGGAAGCUAGAAAUGGCCGAGGAAUGUCUAUCUCAUGCAAUGGAUUUCAGUGGUUUGUUGCUUCUAUAUUCUGCUCUUGGAGAUGCUGAAGGAAUAUCAAAACUUGCUUCCCUUGCGAGAGAACAAGGGAAGAACAAUGUUGCAUUUCUUUGUUUAUUCACACUAGGUAGAUUGGAAGAUUGUCUCCAGCUGUUGGUGGACUGUAACCGGAUACCCGAAGCUGCCUUGAUGGCACGUUCUUACCUUCCAAGCAAAGUCUCAGAGAUAGUUGCUAUUUGGAGAAAUGAUCUGAAUAAGGUUAAUAGAAAAGCUGCAGAAUCAUUGGCUGAUCCUGAAGAGUACCCUAAUUUGUUUGAGGACUGGCAGGUUGCUCUUGCCAUUGAAUCUAAAGUUGCGGAGAAAAGGGGCACUUAUCCUCCAGCAGAACAAUACUUGAACUAUGCUGAUAAAUCAAGUGUUAAUCUUCUUGAAAGUUUUAGAAGCAUGCAAAUUGAGGAGGAUGCAUCCCUUGAAAAUGGAGAUUCAGCUCACGAGGAAAUUCAAGCGAAUGGAGAAGAUAAUGAACAGGAAGAGGUCACAGAGGUGGAUGUCGAUUCUACGAAUGGUGUUGUACUUGUUAAUGGUAAUGAAGGUGAAGAAGAGUGGGUUCUCACGCCACAUCAAUAGGUCCUAUCGAAUAGUUGUUCCAGCUGUCUAAUACAUUCGUCCUCACUUGAGAAUAGUGUCUUCAUUUGGUUGCGUCCAAAGAGGUCCAAAGAGAUGACUCACAGCGCCAUUUUUUCCCUUAUUAGGUAAUUUUGUAGCUAUACAGCUUCAACUUUCUUUUUUAUUAAUGAUGAUGUAUAAUUUUAUAGACAAUGUUAGAGGCUUCAUCAUCUUAACCCUAAUCAAUGUUAUAACCGCCAUGUAUUAGUGCUGCAGGAGCAUUGAGUUUGAACCUUAUAUUCAAAUUUGUAUAGAAUUGAACAAAAUUUUACAUAAAUUUGUAUUGCAUUUAGUUGAAAUUCAUACAAUUUAAAGUCCAAA
This is a messenger RNA of Malania oleifera, 3250 nucleotides long. Its product is annotated as coatomer subunit beta'-1-like. Bases 182 to 2890 code for a protein of 902 amino acids. Gene Ontology annotation, biological process: retrograde vesicle-mediated transport, Golgi to endoplasmic reticulum; endoplasmic reticulum to Golgi vesicle-mediated transport; intracellular protein transport. Gene Ontology annotation, molecular function: structural molecule activity; protein binding. The record is from RefSeq and is a predicted model, not a curated record. The transcript is spliced from 26 exons. NCBI's taxonomy places the organism in Eukaryota, Viridiplantae, Streptophyta, Magnoliopsida, Santalales, Ximeniaceae. Gene Ontology annotation, cellular component: COPI vesicle coat.